UGAAAGGUUCGUCAGGACGCUAUAAAAGACAGCACUGCUCGCUUGCCGCUGUUGAGCAGCCUAGCAAGGGGAGAGAACCACUGGGAAAGGGCUGAACGCGUUGGAUCCAAAAAAGAAGUCAGAACAUCGAGCAACGCGGGUUUCAGAAGGCGAACAGGUAUCACCAGCAUCUUGUGAACAUCUUCUCUCCCCUUGGCUUUCACGUUCCAUCAGCUUGCUGCACAAACACUACCUUGAACCACCAUGGCCUCCAUCGUCCAUUCAUCUGAGCCUGAAAUCCCCGAUAACCACAAAGAGAGCUGGCUGGCGCUGCUCUCGGCGGCGGAAGCGUAUUGCCAAAAGUCCGGCUGCGACCUCGCCAUCCUAACAGCCUGCAAGAAGUUUCGCUCUUCAGCGGGAGGCGGGGACGGCAUGAAGAAGCGGGUGAGCAGCAGCAGUGCCUUUCGGAAAGACUGCGAUUUCGUCUACAGCGUGUGGGGUCAAGGGUUCCUGGCGGAGUCGGCACGCCGCUACGUAGAAGAUAUCGGGGUGUUGCACUCGACAACUAUGCUAACGGCCCAGAGGCACACGCGGCAGAGCGGUGGGGUCGGAGUGCCGGACUCGAACACGGACCCAGCUCACAGGAACCCAACGAGUGAUGGAGUCAGCCCCAGUGGAAAACUGUAUUCCCAAAGCUACCCAUCGAUCUACAGCACGGGGGCAACCACGGGCCCGGGUGGUGAGCAGAAUGGAGACCGGGAACGGGAAAAGGCUGCGUUGGAGGCGACCAAGAGGGGGCGACAGAGGUCUGGCAUUGUGGACGUGGAAGAAGAGUGCGAGGAUGAGGAAGAGGAGGACGACAUGGAUGAGAGGAGGCCCGACGGGAAUGAAAGUGCCGGAGUCUUCUCCAUGGACGAGGACUCGCUGUCCCGCGACUGUGAGCCCUUCUUCGAGUCCGACGGCGAGGAGGAGAGCACGGAUGGGUCGUUGAGCGAGGAGGCGCCUCCUCCUCUACGCAGCAUGGCCGUCGGCCAGCCGACUCACUCGUCCCGCCACACCAACGCCAUGGCCAUGGCUCGCUCUCUUCCAGUGUCUGUUCCGGGGUGGGGUUGCAAAGGGAACCACACUCCGGUCGGCGACGGCAACAGCGGCGAAAGGGUGGGCUGUGCUGACCUGGAGCACAUCGCCGCCAGCAUGAAGGCUCUGAUCGUCCCCGGCGCUACGGACGGGACGGAGAUGUUCGGGGCUUUACCUCGGCCACGUCUCAACACCGGGGAUUUCUCCCUCAAACACUGAGACCAGGCAGCUGUCGAGUUGAGGCUAGUCACGGUUUUGGUGAGCAGUGAAGGCCGGGCAAAUACUAGUACCUCCAUUUUUAUUUUAUCUUUUUUUUCCCUGCGUUAUAAACUAACCAAAAUUAACACGACUCACUGACCAAAAACAACACUAAUGCGCCACAUCAAACACUAAGACAAAUGUGACCUGCAAGUUGAAUCAAAGCUGCCCUGAAGGGCUGCUCUAGUGCUGCGUACUGGCGCUUUACCUGUCAAGCCACUCUGGAGCUGGCGCUAAACCUCCACCAUAGCAUUCACACCACCCUAAAUUCCAAAUGUCCAAGAGUUCUACCUUUUAAUUUUGACGGUACAACACCAUGUCGAUGCCUCCGCUUUUAUCUGACGUUUUAAUUGUUUUACGCGCCUUCUGGCGAUGCUCACCAGCAUUGUUAAACCCCUGAUAGUUAAAUCUGGAGCACCUUUUUGUUUUCUUUUUCACAACUGAUUUGAAACACCAAGGCAUUCACUCACCUGAAAGAAAUUGCCCCCAAAUUUAAGUUCACUCAACACCAAGUACACAGGUUUUUGAGAUUUGCGAAUGACAUUAGCUGAAGCGCUAGCGUGCCGCACUAGAGCGGCUCUUUCUUUCCGCCAUCGACUCUCCAGACGAUAGCAUUUUGUGGCCGAGACAUUUUGAACCACCAGCACAUGAACAUGCCUGUUAGCUUUUGGUAUAUGACUGAUGGAAUGAUUGUAGAAUUGACUUUCUUUUUGGCUCCUAAAUCUCCAUGUGACCGCAUGAUGUAAAGAAAGCAAAUUGGAUAAGAAAAAGUUGUUAAACUGAAAAUUGUUUUAAAUAAAAGGAGCAACGUCAAGUA
This is a messenger RNA of Synchiropus splendidus (mandarinfish), 2131 nucleotides long. RefSeq names its product AKT1 substrate 1 (proline-rich) (gene akt1s1). The record is from RefSeq and is a predicted model, not a curated record. Gene Ontology annotation, cellular component: cytoplasm. The coding region runs from base 244 to 1275 and encodes 343 amino acids. Gene Ontology annotation, biological process: neurotrophin TRK receptor signaling pathway; negative regulation of protein kinase activity; negative regulation of TOR signaling. NCBI's taxonomy places the organism in Eukaryota, Metazoa, Chordata, Actinopteri, Syngnathiformes, Callionymidae. The transcript has 7 exons.